AAGCAAACAGAACCAAAAACAUUGACUUAAUUAGAGGGAAAUAUGGAAAAGCAAAAUUUAUUUUUGUGCUUCCUUGUAUUUUUAUCCUUCACAAGUUUUUGUCAGGGAGAUAUUGGAGCUAAGUUGUACUGUGUGGCAAAUGAAUGGGCGAGUGAUGAUACACUUUUGGAAUAUUUGGAUCACUUACCUUACAAAUAUGUUAAGGACUUAGAACCUGGAAAACCUUGUUACUUGCCUUUUACCGCUCGUAGCCAUGCUUCCUAUGCUCUUAACCUUGUUUAUAGGAAAACUGACAAGUGUCCUCGUCAUUUGGGUGUUAAGACAUUAGUUAAUCCUUCUUAUGGAAAAUGCAAAUAUCCAUAAAUGGAUUUGGACAACAGUACAAGAGAAAUCCUUCAGUGAGAGGAUGCAAACAGCUAUUGCUUAUUGCUUUUUAAUUACCAAUAGUCUAUAUAUCAACCGUUUUAGUAAAUGUGUAACAUAUGAUCCUCAGUUGUAGUUUCUUUAAGGAAUAUGUUUGAGAUAAUACAGCAGCCUCUUUAUCCAUAUUAUAUAAGUAGGAUUUUACAUAUGAAA
Messenger RNA from Lycium ferocissimum, 576 nucleotides. RefSeq names its product glucan endo-1,3-beta-glucosidase 4-like. The record is from RefSeq and is a predicted model, not a curated record. Bases 43 to 363 code for a protein of 106 amino acids. The transcript has 3 exons. NCBI's taxonomy places the organism in Eukaryota, Viridiplantae, Streptophyta, Magnoliopsida, Solanales, Solanaceae.